Molecule: messenger RNA, 1388 nt
Organism: Fusarium oxysporum Fo47
Lineage: Eukaryota; Fungi; Ascomycota; Sordariomycetes; Hypocreales; Nectriaceae
Product: uroporphyrinogen decarboxylase HEM12
Exons: 5
Coding region: 113-1213 (366 amino acids)
Biological process (GO): heme biosynthetic process
Cellular component (GO): cytosol
Molecular function (GO): uroporphyrinogen decarboxylase activity
Source: RefSeq, a predicted model, not a curated record
GGGUAUCUGUAGUUUAACUGGAACUUCUUUUAAAAGUCACAAUCUGUAACUUGCAGUUAUUCCUGAGCUGCUGUACCAAUUUCACUUGACUAUAAUUUGAACAACACAUACAAUGUCGCAAGAUUUCGCGCCUCUAAAGAAUGACCUGUUGCUUCGCGCAGCAUGGGGUCAGACCGUUGAACGCCCUCCUAUGUGGGUGAUGCGACAAGCCGGUCGCUACCUACCGGAGUAUCACGAAGCCAAGGGUAACCGAGACUUCUUCGAAUGCUGCCGCGACCCUGAAGUCGCAACCGAAAUCACCCUCCAGCCUGUUCGCCGAUUCGCAGGUCUCAUCGAUGCCGCCAUCAUCUUCUCCGACAUUCUUGUCAUUCCCCAGGCAAUGGGUAUGACCGUUGAGAUGGUUGAGAAGAAGGGCCCUCACUUCCCGAACCCGCUCCAGAACCCCGACGACGGACAGUACGGCCAGGUGCUCGCUAAGAACGUCGAUGUUGCUGCUGAACUCGGCUACGUGUACGACGCUAUCACACUAACACGCCAGAAGCUUGAGGGACAGGUGCCCUUGAUUGGCUUCUGCGGCGCUCCCUGGACGCUGUUCUGCUACAUGGUCGAGGGUGGUGGCACCAAGCUGUUUGCGCAGGUCAAGACAUGGAUCUACAAGUAUCCUGAGGAGUCGAAGAAGCUUUUGGCCAAGAUUGCCGAUAUCUGCGUGGAUCAUCUGGCACUUCAAGUCAAGGCUGGUGCUCAGCUAGUGAUGGUCUUUGACUCCUGGGCAGGAGAGCUCGGCCCUUCUUCUUACCGUCAAUUCUCCGAGCCCUACUUGAAGCAAAUCGCCGAGAAGCUUCCCGCCAAGCUCCAGAGCCUCGGCUUGGAGAAGGUUCCCAUGACUGUGUUCCCCAAGGGUGCUUGGUACGCACUCGACUCUGCCUGCAACCUGGGUUAUAAUGUGGUUGGCAUGGACUGGUUGCAUGAUCCCAAGGAGGCUGUCAAGAUUCGAGGCGACCGCAACAUUGUGUUCCAGGGCAAUGCUGACCCAGGGGUAUUGUAUGGCACCAAGGAGGCUAUCACCAAGGCCGUGGAGGAGAUGGUAGAAGGCUUCUGGGUCGGAAACAAGGGCUGGAUUGCCAACCUUGGCCACGGAAUUACACCUGGCGUAAACCCUGAUCAUCUCAAGCACUACUUCGAGGAGAUUCACCGUUUGACCAAGAAGAACUAAUGGUCAAAUAUCAGUGUGUGCUGUGUUGAAGGCGUAUUUUGAGAUACCAUGUGUCUAUGCUGGGUUGAACAUCAAAGUAAAUAAGAGAGGGCAUAAGAAAAAGCAUUGUGGAGAAUACCAGUAGACACAAAAAUGUAACAUAGUAAAAUAGCAUGGCCAAGGAACUGAGAAAAAU